AUGCAUGCUCCAUUGAUCGUCACGGGUGAAAUUAGUGGUUUAUCAACUGGUUUGCAUGGUUUUCAUAUUCAUGAAUUUGGUAAUAUCACAAAUGGUUGCACUUCGACCGGUGCACAUUUUAAUCCAUUUGCUGUCCCACAUGGUGGUCCUACAGAUAAAAAAAGACAUCUUGGUGAUCUUGGAAACAUUAGAGCUGGGGGUGAUAGCAUUGCAAAAAUCAAUAUUGUUGAUAGAUUGCUAAAGUUGUCAGGUUCAUAUUCAAUAAUUGGACGCGCAGUUGUAGUACACGCUAAUCAGGACGAUCUUGGCAAGGGGAUGGGUGCUCGAAAACUAGAGAGCAUUAAAACAGGUAAUGCUGGUGCGCGUCUCGCAUGUGGUAUUAUUGGCAUUGCAGCCAAUUGA
This is a messenger RNA of Thelazia callipaeda (thelaziosis nematode), 402 nucleotides long. NCBI's taxonomy places the organism in Eukaryota, Metazoa, Nematoda, Chromadorea, Rhabditida, Thelaziidae. The record is from the annotation of a GenBank genome assembly.